Symbiodinium sp. CCMP2592 is the source of this 420-nucleotide messenger RNA. The record is from the annotation of a GenBank genome assembly. NCBI's taxonomy places the organism in Eukaryota, Dinophyceae, Suessiales, Symbiodiniaceae.
AUGGAGGGCGGGAUUUUCGGCCUGGGGGGUGUAGCUGACAAGUCGGUCACACUUGCAUGGUAUUUCCAGGGCAUCAGCUGCUCACUCUCGCCCGUGCUGGCGAGCGCUGCACAGGUGUUACCCUCCAGCAUCCCAAAGCGGAACGAGGUCAUCGCUGAUCUUUUCCCGUUCAAGGACUCACAUCAGUGGCUCGCGGGAGAAGUUGUACGGCACUUCGGCGCAGCUGAGGACAUUCCGAAGCAAACGAGCAGAAGAUCCAAGCCCCGGGCUUUGCUUUUGACCAUGUCUCAUGUUGUCGCAAGUAUAGUUGUGCCUUCCACCGCGGAGCGAGAGUGUCCGUUCGUCCGUUUGUUUGUCUGUCUGUUUGCGUGCGUGUGUCUCUUGGUGGCUGGGUGGCGGGGUGGGAGGGUCGGUGGAUGA